AUGAUAUCCGCAUUACUUUGGGUUCAAAAGGGUAUUGUUUCUGAAACCCCUAAAAAAUAUGAACUUGACGAUAAUGAAUAUGAACGAAUUACAGAGUAUAAUUUAGAUCAAUAUGAUGAUGGCGACGUAGAUGAGAGUGGACAACCAAUGAGCAUUUUUGGAAAUAUAAAGGGUUUAACUUAUUAUACUUCAAAUGAAGAAGAUCCAUAUAUAACUAUAAGUGAUGAGGACGACGAAUCUGAUGAUCUUAAAAUUCUCGCCACUGAUAAUGUUAUAGUUGCAGCAAAAACCGAAGACGAAAUUUCACAACUAGAAAUAUAUGUCUAUGAAGAAGCUGAAGAUAAUCUCUAUGUACAUCAUGAUAUUAUGCUUUCAUCAUUUCCUUUAUGUUUAGAAUUGUUAGAUUUUCAAUUAAAUAGAGAGGAAGGAACUAAUGAUGGAAAUGAAAAAGGAAAUUAUGUUGCAGUGGGAACUUUUAAUCCAGAAAUCGAAAUUUGGGAUCUCGACAUUAUAGAUUCUAUAGAAAUUCAGAAUACCAUACCGAUGCAGUCAUGUCAUUAUCAUGGAAUAAACAUCACAGCAAGUUCUUCGGCUGAUUCAACAGUAAAACUUUGGGAUCUUCAAUCACUUAAAUGUGUGAAUUCAUUUAAACAUCAUAAGGACAAGGUUCAACAAGUCGAAUGGAAUUUUAUGGAACCAAAUACAUUAUUGACUGCAUCUUUUGACAAAACUGUCGCAGCUUUUGAUAGUCGUACACCUGAUAAUGUUGCAUAUUGGAAUAUAGGAACUGAUCCAGAAUGUAUACGAUGGGAUCCGUCAACUCCUCAAUAUUUUUAUGUUAGUACAGAAACUGGUUUGGUUUUAAAUUUUGAUAUGAGAAAUUCUGGUCAAGUAGCUCCAAUUUUUACAUUACAUGCACACGAUUCGGCUGUAUCAUCUUUGGAAAUAAGUCCAUCAAUUCAAGGAUGUUUGGUUACCGGGUCAACGGACAAAAUGGUUAAGGUUUGGGAUAUUAAAAAUUCAAAACCGUCAAUGGUCGUAAGUCGAAAUUUAGAGGCAGGAAAAAUAUUUUCUACGAAAUUUUGUCCCGACUCUCCUUUUCAAUUGGCCAUAGCUGGUUCAAAAGGAAAAGUAUUUAUUUGGGAUUUAUCAUGUAAUGCUGGCAUAAGGAAUUCAUUUAAAGGAAGAACAAGUUUUCCAAUUAAAAACGAUGGAAUAAAUAUAGAUGUUAAAAAAAAAGAUGAAGCUAUUUACAUAUCAGAAAUUGAUUAA
This is a messenger RNA of Diversispora eburnea, 1272 nucleotides long. The record is from the annotation of a GenBank genome assembly. NCBI's taxonomy places the organism in Eukaryota, Fungi, Glomeromycota, Glomeromycetes, Diversisporales, Diversisporaceae.